CCUGACCGGCUCGACAACAACACUUGCUUCUUAUCUCUUCAUCUACUCUCUACACAAUGGCCGCCUCCAAAGCGGAGUCUCAAAAGAUCUUUGAGAAACUCAAACUGAAGCCCGCGAACAAGGUCUGCUUCGAUUGCAAUUCAAAGAAUCCCACCUGGUCGUCGGUGCCUUUCGGUAUCUACCUGUGCCUCGACUGUUCGGCCAACCAUCGGAACCUGGGUGUCCACAUCUCCUUUGUCCGCUCCACAAAUCUCGACCAAUGGCAAUGGGAACAACUCCGGAUGAUGAAGGUUGGUGGGAAUGAGUCCGCCACCAAGUACUUCCAAUCGCACGGAGGCUCCGCCGCUCUCGCCAGCAAGGACAGCAAGGUUAAGUACACUUCCAAUGCGGCUGUGAAGUACAAGGAUGAGUUGAAGAGACGUGCUGCGGUGGAUGCGCAACAGUACCCCGAAGAAGUUGUCAUCACCGACCUGCCCGCUGGUACAAGCCCCGACGGCUCGAACACUCCCGCCGACGACGACGACGAUUUCUUUUCCUCCUGGGAUAAGCCUUCUAUCAAACGUCCAAGCAACCCUCCCUCCCGCACCGGUACUCCUCCGGUCGUCAGCCGGACCGCCUCGCCCUUCCUGAACGCCGGUGCCAACGGCUCGCGCUCGAAAUCGCCCCUUUCAGAGCAAGGGAGUGCUUCUCCUGCACCUACCGCUGUCAAGUCCGCCGCUACGGUACGGAAGGCCUCGUCGGCAGGCACCGCGAAGAAAGGCAGCGUCCUGGGUGCCAAGAAAGCCCCCAAGCUCGGAGCUAAGAAGGUUGCCGCCGUAGAGACUAUCGAUUUCGAGGAAGCCGAGAGAAAGGCCAAGGAAGAGGCGGAACGUGUCGAGAAACUUGGAUAUGAUCCCGAGGCAGAGAAGGCUGAGGCUGAGGCCAAGGCCAAGGCGACGAGCACUGCAGCUCCCGCCAUCGCAUCGCCUACCCCCAUCAGCCCCAGCGCAGGGUCAACUAGCAAACCUCAAGAACGGAGUUCCGGUGAUGUGGAACGUCUUGGAAUGGGUAUUGGGCGACUUGGGUUCGGUCAAACAACGAAGCCCCCUGCCCCUAAGAAACUCGGAUUCGGCGCUGUUGCUCCUACCAGGACGCGCGAGGAUGAUGAGGACUUGGAGAAAACUAGGACCAGGUUCGGCACCCAAAAGGGUAUCUCGUCCGACGAAUUCUUCGGGCGGGAACGAUUUGAUCCUGCUGCACAGUCGGAGGCCAAGGAGCGUCUUCGCCAGUUCGACGGUGCCCAAUCCAUUUCCAGCAACAACUAUUUCGGCCGGCCCGAAGAUGAUCUCCCACCAAUUGACGACGGAUACGGUGACCUGGAGGCUUCGGCCAGGGAUUUCGUCCGCCGGUUUGGCAUCACAGCCGGUGAUGACCUUGAAAACCUGACCCAGCUGAUGGGAGAUGGUGCACUGAAGUUGCAAGGUGCCAUUCGCACGUACCUGAACAACUAAAUGACGUUUCUUUUACAGAAUAUCUAUUUUAACAUGAUCAGGCUUGUUCGCAGGAGCUGUGUGCUUUUGUCAGCGUCGAGCUAUGCAUCCCCCGGUAUCUAUGUAGUUUCUCCUGUUUUUAUACCUCUAGUCCUGAAUCGGCAAUACUCUGGUAAACGUCAAGAGUUGAACUAGGGUUUUCGUCUGUCCAUCGGUGUAUGAAUGGCUUGGUUUUGGUUUGUUCUUUCUCGCGGCUUAGUUUAAUUUCUUUUCAAAUUGGGAUUUCCUUUUCUUUUCUUCUGUUUUUAUACUCAUUUCUUGCUAUGAUUAUGUAUAUUCUGAAUUUAUAGAUUUUUGAGCGAGUUGUCAAUAUUGUUUCCUUCUCAACAGGAACGUCUCAAUACUAUUU
Aspergillus glaucus CBS 516.65 is the source of this 1878-nucleotide messenger RNA. RefSeq names its product ADP-ribosylation factor GTPase-activating protein. NCBI's taxonomy places the organism in Eukaryota, Fungi, Ascomycota, Eurotiomycetes, Eurotiales, Aspergillaceae. The transcript is spliced from 6 exons. Gene Ontology annotation, molecular function: GTPase activator activity. Gene Ontology annotation, biological process: COPI coating of Golgi vesicle. The coding region runs from base 57 to 1490 and encodes 477 amino acids. The record is from RefSeq and is a predicted model, not a curated record.